Messenger RNA from Saccostrea cuccullata (small rock oyster), 2136 nucleotides. RefSeq names its product platelet endothelial aggregation receptor 1-like. Lineage: Eukaryota; Metazoa; Mollusca; Bivalvia; Ostreida; Ostreidae. The transcript has 16 exons. The record is from RefSeq and is a predicted model, not a curated record. Bases 160 to 1503 code for a protein of 447 amino acids.
UAAUGUGUUCUCCCGCCAUAGUGCUAAUUUUAUAAUCACAGCCUUAGUAGAUUGACACAGGCCUCCUUCCUCUAGUAGUCUACAAAAUAGGUUUGUUUACGGAGACACAUCAAAAAUUGGACCAAAUUUUUUAAACUACAGUGAUAUUAGCGAAAUAUAAUGGAAAUUCUUUUCUUGCUGAUGUUCUGUUUCUCUUUUGUGGAGCCACAAGUUUCUAGAACGAUUCGUAUAGUUCCGUUUCCUCAGUCACCGUUCUUUAGAGAACCAUUUUUCUUCCGUCCAACAAGAUCUCGCUGGUUCUGGCAGCGUUGUUUUCAGUAUCCUUGGAUGCCCAGAUGUCAACGUCUUUUUGGAAGAAGGAAUGAGCGAAUAAAUCAGCAAUCUUUUCCUCAGAAUAUUAGGUGGCAACCUUUUCAAGGCAAUUCAAUAAUCGGAAAUCAAAAUCCUCGUGGAAAUUUUCGACCUUCAUUUCCUGGAAAUUUUCGACCUGCAUUUCCUGGAAAUUUUGGACCAAUACCAGAUAUAUCCCAGCUCCAGCCAGUUUGCAAUAUUUCGUGUGCUCGAGGGUUAAAACUAGUAGCUGGAGAAUGCCAUGAUAUAGGUGCAGAUUCUUUAUGUAGUCCUGGCUGUUCCCAGGGAUUUAAAUGUCAUCAUGGAAAUUGUGUUCCGGCACCUUGUCAUCAUCCAUGUUCCAAUGGCCUAACAUGUCGUGAUGGAAAAUGCCUUGAUGUCGGUCGCUGCCAGCCUACCUGUUGUCCUGGACAGGUGUGUUAUAGGGGAAGGUGUCUAGCAGAGAAUGAAGUGCCAAGAGAGCCUCAGUGCAAUCCCCCUUGUCCGCCAGGUUACGUUUGUCAUGACGGUCAUCAUUGUGAUAAAGUGCCUACUCCAAAAGUGGAAAAACCUUGUGUAGAGCCCUGUCCUCCGGGGUAUUACUGCCACGAUGGACACUGUGACUUAGAAGGGACAAAACAAAACACCUGUCCUGUCCCAUGUGUCUCCCCCGAAGUUUGUCAUAAUGGUCAUUGUGAAAUCGAUGCCCAUACUCUGACACACCUUACAAACCCUAACAUCGACCACACACAUGAUCAAUCACGACCAGGGGCCACUGGACAAUUAAUCCCAAUCCCAGACACACACACGGGACACGAUGACCACCACCAUGAAGGCCAGGGUACCCACAACCACCACCACAGUGGGGGACAGGUAGGAGGCGCCCCCGGGAGACAGGUGACAGAUUUCUUUACUGGGUUCAGAGAAUCUACCCCGGGUGCGUUUGGUGCAGGUCCUCAACAGCCACAAGGCGGGGGUUUUACGAGAGUUCCACAGCAAACUCAAGCUGGACGAUUUGGGACCCAACAAAAUUCUGGAUUUGGAGAUAUUCACGCCAGAAUUGCUAGUGAGUUUAGACAGUCUAACGUGCCUGACAGUCAGCUAGGAAUAGAUCUUAGCUCGGUCUUGUUUCAGGACCCAGUUACAGGACAGAGGGUAAAUGUUAAUCCUUGAAUUGAUCUUAUGUGAUCGCAAGCCAUUUGUCACUAAGCUGAAGAUGAGAUGGGCUCCUUAUUGAUUAGUGGCUUGUUUGAAAAUGGACUUAAUUCACCAAAAUUGUACAUGAAAUCCACUCAUUUCAUUACAGCGCACUGUGUUACUCCCUUCACGGGAUAUGGACUACGUUCUGAUUGGCCGAAGCAUACCUGCAUAGCAGGUGUAUUGUUUAAGAGACAUUUUAAAACACGGUGAAUGUUAUGAAACAAAGAGAAGUGCAUGUCUGACCCUUUAACCUAAAUGCAAUAUAUAGAGCAGAUAGAAGAGAUUGAUGAUUCAGAUAUAUCAUUCCAAGUAAAAUCUUCAGAAGCGUGGAAAACGAAUUUCAGAGCUCCAAGAAAACAGAAUAAUAGCAUUUGAAGAUAUUUGCCCCCAGCUACAUAACUUUACUCUAAUAAUAAAGUUGUAUGUGUUCAUGCAUUAGACUCACAUUUCAAUCAAUUCAUAUCAUGUGUCCUCUAUCAUUUGUACACUUUAAAGAUAGCCAAUCACAUUUCUAUAUAUUUAAGAUACAUUAUACAGUAGUUGUAAAUGUUACGUUCGUUUGUUCGUAAAUCUUUUAUAAUAUAUUAUUUGUACAAUGUUUUAUUA